Messenger RNA from Tinamus guttatus (white-throated tinamou), 676 nucleotides. RefSeq names its product START domain-containing protein 10. Gene Ontology annotation, cellular component: membrane; microvillus; cytosol. The record is from RefSeq and is a predicted model, not a curated record. Gene Ontology annotation, molecular function: lipid binding. NCBI's taxonomy places the organism in Eukaryota, Metazoa, Chordata, Aves, Tinamiformes, Tinamidae.
CCGCCGGGCUCCGGCGUGCACCGCCUCAAGUGCCACAUCGACAUCCCAGACGCGACGGCCGAGACGGUGUACGACGUGCUGCACGACGGCGAGUACCGGCGCAGCUGGGACACCAACGUCAUCGACAUGCACGACAUCGCCCAGGUGGCCGCCAACGCAGACGUGGGCUACUACGCCUGGCGGUGCCCAAAGCCCUUGAAGAACAGGGACGUGGUGACACUGCGCGCCUGGCACGUUCAGGAUGGCUAUCACGCCAUCAUCAACUUCUCUGUCAAGCACCCGAAAUACCCUCCACGCAAGGAUCUGGUGAGGGCAGUGUCUCUCCUAACGGGGUAUCUGGUGCAUUCAACUGGGCCCAGCAGCUGCCGCCUGACUUACCUGGCUCAGGUGGAUCCCAAAGGGUCGUUGCCGAAGUGGGUUGUAAAUAAAGCCUCCCAGUACCUGGCGCCAAUGAUGUUGAAGAAACUGCACAAGGCCUGUGUGAAGUAUCCUGCGUGGAAGCAGCAGCACGACGUAGCCAUGAAACCCUGGCUGUAUCCCGAGCAGAACACGCUUCCCACCCUGGCGCUGUCGGAGCUGGCGCUGCAGCGUGCCGCCUCGCUGGAGAACAUCGACGAGAGCGGCCUGUCCGAGGUGAAGGACGAGCGGGGCGACCACAGUGGCUCGGAGAACUGAU